Messenger RNA from Rotaria sp. Silwood2, 303 nucleotides. The record is from the annotation of a GenBank genome assembly. Lineage: Eukaryota; Metazoa; Rotifera; Eurotatoria; Philodinida; Philodinidae.
AUGCCUUCUGAUCUUGACACGAUAUUUGACGAUUCUGAUGAAGACUCGACAAUUGAUAGUUCUAAAUCUAAGAUAAAUGCAUUUGUAUCUGAAGGUUCAUGGUCUGGAAACAAGUUAUUAUUUAUUGUUUUAAUGGCCUUGUGUAUCAUUGGUAUAAUUCUUGCUCUUCUCUUUAUAAUUUUAGGGAAAAAAUUUAAGAAAAAUACACGAUCAAUAACAACUCGUUCAACUACAACAACAAAAGAAGUAGAACUCAGAGAUAUGUCACCAAACCCAACAUAUCAACCAGUGCCAAAUGCUUAA